Didymella exigua CBS 183.55 is the source of this 700-nucleotide messenger RNA. RefSeq names its product ABM-domain-containing protein. The coding region runs from base 52 to 372 and encodes 106 amino acids. The record is from RefSeq and is a predicted model, not a curated record. The transcript has 2 exons. Lineage: Eukaryota; Fungi; Ascomycota; Dothideomycetes; Pleosporales; Didymellaceae.
UCAAUCGCACAGUCCAAAGAACCUCUAGACAUCUUAUACAUCACAAUCAAAAUGCCCAUCGACAUCGUUGCCAUCAUCACGCCCAAAGCCGGCAAAGCCGACCGCGUCGAGGAGCUCCUCGUCGCCGCAGCAAAGGCUGUCAAAGCCAACGAGCCAGGCACGCUGCGGUACCACCUGCAGCGCGAGACGAAGGGCGACACUCCCGUCUUCGUAAUGCUGGAGACGUACAAAGACCAGGCAUCCAUCGGCGCGCACGCCAAAUCGCCAGACUUCAAGGCGAUGGGCAAGACGAUGAUGAGCGAGGAUCUGCUUGCUGAGCCGAUGAGGAUUAUAGUGACUAAGGAGGUUGGGGGGUACGCGAGUAAGCUGUAGAGGUUGUUAGAUUCAGCAUGUGGGAUCUGGCGUCGGAGUGUAAGCCGUGGGAAGUCGGAGGAUGUCGGCGCUUGGAAGCUGAUGCGAUUGAUGUAAGCGGAGAGCGCUUGGAUGGCCAAUGAGAGUGGGAUGCAUGAAGAUGUUCGGCUGGGAUGCACGUUUGUGGAGACCUCCAUGUCCUUGUACCUUAUGCGUACAGCGAUGCAGGGGAAGUCGCACAACAACAGUUACACAGCAACUUUCAAGACGCAUACUUGCAUACACGCAAGUGUAAAAUCUACGUACUGAUUGGAGGUGUUGUGCAAAACGAUCUCGUUUGAAUUUUGAC